This is a messenger RNA of Corticium candelabrum, 1690 nucleotides long. Its product is annotated as monocarboxylate transporter 14-like. Gene Ontology annotation, biological process: transmembrane transport. The coding region runs from base 19 to 1491 and encodes 490 amino acids. The record is from RefSeq and is a predicted model, not a curated record. The transcript has 4 exons. Gene Ontology annotation, molecular function: monocarboxylic acid transmembrane transporter activity. Gene Ontology annotation, cellular component: membrane. NCBI's taxonomy places the organism in Eukaryota, Metazoa, Porifera, Homoscleromorpha, Homosclerophorida, Plakinidae.
AUUGACACCCUGUCCUGCAUGGCCAGAAGUAAUACGACCGACAGUUCCACUCGACCCAACUCUGACCAACAAGAACGGAAGUUGGAGUUACCCGAGGGGGACCAUUUCCAAUGCAAACCAAGUGUUUUCAAAUUGUUGAUGCAGCCAACAAACUCUGUGGACACAGGCUGGUCGUGGGUCAUCUGCUUUGCUUGCGUUUGCGCUUCUUUUAUUAUGGAAGGCUUAUUGUCCGGAUUUGGAGUGCUGUACGUUGGGCUUCUAGGCUUCUACAGCGCUACUAAUGGCACCAGCGAUACUAUUUGUUCUACUAGCAACUCCAGCACGUCAAUGAGUGGAGAAAUUGCAUGGAUUGGUAAUCUGGCCACUCUCUUGUCAUUUCUUCUCGGACCGAUCAUUGCUUCUCUUGCCAGUCGUUGGGGUGUACGACCAUUGUUUAUCUCUGGAGCCGUUGUUUUCUCCGCCGGAAUGUUUCUAACGGCAGUCACCAACGAGAUAUGGCAGGCCAUAUUGGCAUAUGGUCUGAUGGCAGGUUUCGGUAGCUCCAUGAUCAUCACACCCUGCUACGGUUGUCUAGCUCCCUAUUUUCGUAAACGAGCAGCGCUUGCUUUGGGAUUAGUUCGAUCGGGCAGCUGGAUAGGAAAUAUUGCACUAGUACCCAUCACCACUCUCAUCCGAGACACUUACGGUUGGAGAUCUCAGUGCGUUUUCAUGGGAGGCAUCAGUUUGUUGAUGAUUUUUGCUGGAGCAUUGUAUCGGCCGAGAUCUCCGCUCGCACCUACCAAAAAAUCGUCAAUUAAAGACGUCGUGUGUAGCUCCUUCAUCACGCAGAGACACGUCCGAUUCACGGUGUGGGUGUGGUUGCUUUCAUUGCACAGCUUUUACUACUACCUCUCACUCUUCCAUUUGGUUCGACAUGCUGAAUGUAAACUCGAUGAUGUCGACCAUACCAGUGCAACCCUCCUUCUCGUAUACAUUGCAGUCGUUGCUGUGAUAGCUGACGUCAUUGCGGGAAUUCUACAAGAUAAAUUGUUGAGCAACAAACUCCUGCUAUUGCAGUUUUUGAUUUUUCUUGGCGGCGUCAACAACAUGUCGUUUCCGUUUCUCACAACGUACUCGCAUCUGGUCGUAUUUGCUGUGAUAACCGGAGUAGCGGCCGCUUAUCUACCGGUCACGUGCGUCAUUCCGCAGGUGCUCGUUGGCAAGAAAGACGCAGUCAACGCAUUUGGAAUUUACGUACUUUCAUCAGGAAUAACCAGUUCCCUAGGUGGACCCGCAGCAGGAUGGUAUUACGACAGGUACGGUUCAUAUGACGGUAUAUUUGUCAUCAGUGGAGGAAUGUCGGUCCUCUCCUCGAUGCUCAUGUUUUCUGAUAUCUAUCUAAAGAAGUACGCCGUCACUGCUGAUGACGACGAUACCGUAGAAGCGUCACGAGCUGAUGGAGAAGUAUCACGAGCUCAAGACGUCAUCACUAGUAUGGAAUCAUCAGUAUAGCACUAGACCUUGCUGUUUGUAGAAAUCGCAAACUUACAGACUACUGCGCAGUGUCUAGGCAAAAGUAAGUAUCAACAUAACACAACAGCAAAAGAGAAGCUGCAGCAUAGACGUAGAAACCUAUUGUAUUAGUUUUGGUCCAUGGGGUACGUGCACCAUACAAAUUUUGACUACGAAGGCGUGGCAUUGCAUAGCAAUU